Lolium rigidum is the source of this 1296-nucleotide messenger RNA. Its product is annotated as heterogeneous nuclear ribonucleoprotein F-like. The record is from RefSeq and is a predicted model, not a curated record. The coding region runs from base 77 to 982 and encodes 301 amino acids. Lineage: Eukaryota; Viridiplantae; Streptophyta; Magnoliopsida; Poales; Poaceae. Gene Ontology annotation, cellular component: ribonucleoprotein complex. Gene Ontology annotation, molecular function: RNA binding. The transcript is spliced from 2 exons.
UUCCGCCGCCGCCGCCGCGCUCGUCUCGCCCGCCGGCUACCCCUACCUCCCUCGCGGACCACCGGUUGCCGCCGCCAUGUACGGACACCGCGGGGCAAUGAUGGGAAGCGGGGGGGUUUCGGAUGGGUACGAGGGAUCAAAGAGGCCACGAAUGAUGGAAUCGAAUCCAUACUUCGCAGUGAACGCAGGGAGUCCGUUGGAUGUUUCGAAGAGGGCCAGGAUGAUGGAGCCUGGCGCUCCCUAUUUUGGAGCCAUGGGCAGCAACGCUGGUGGCAGCGGCGCCGGCUUCUACCCUCCCUACAGUGCCAACUUGGCUGGUGCAGGGGUUAACACUAGCCUACAGAGCUUUCCAGGGGUUCGUCUGCGAGGGCUCCCUUUUGACUGUGAGGACCUUGAUGUCGUCAAGUUCUUCACUGGGCUGGACAUAGUGGACAUCCUCCUGGUUCACAAGAAUGGCCGCUUCUCUGGCGAGGCAUUUGUUGUCUUCCCUUCGAACCUGCAAGCCGAGUUUGCACUGCACCGCAACAGGCAGAACAUGGGCAGGAGAUACGUGGAGGUGUUCAGAUGCAAGAAGCAGGAGUACUAUGUUGCAAUAGCUUCUGAGGUGAGCCAGGGUGGUGGUUUCGUCGACUCAGAGUACCGACACUCCCCACCUCCUCCGGUACGCCCCAGGAAGCCGGCUGAGGACAAAAGCAGCAUGGAGUACACCGAGGUGCUGAAGCUGCGUGGGCUCCCCUACUCUGCUACCACUGAGGACAUCAUCAAGUUCUUUGUGGAGUACGAGCUGACAGAUGAGAACGUGCACAUUGGGUACCGCUCUGAUGGCAAGGCUACUGGUGAGGCCUUUGUGGAGUUCCCAACAGCUGAGGUUGCGAAGACGGCCAUGUGCAAGGAUAAGAUGACGAUCGGGACGAGGUACGUGGAGCUGUUCCCGUCCACCCCGGAGGAGGCGAGCAGGGCAAAGUCGCGAGGCAGGCAGUGAAAAUGCUUGCUACUACUAGAUGCUGAAUCCUGGGCGGUGUGAAGAGCUGUAUUGCAUUCGAGUUUAGCUUUUUUCCAUGCUUAAAUCUAUCACUGUUUGAUGGUGUCAAUUUGUGCUCAUGCUACUAGCUUGCUAUGGUGACUUUAUGAUAACUCUAUAUAAGAUGCUUUGCUGGGCAUGUAACUGCUACUCAAUCCUUGUCGAAAGCACUUGUACGUACAACAUUUUGUUCUUAUUUUUCAUGUCCUCCUGAGAUUGUCUGUAACCUUUUUCCGUGGGAUAUCUAUUGUUAUGAAGUGACACGACUUUGUUGA